Cooperia oncophora is the source of this 711-nucleotide messenger RNA. NCBI's taxonomy places the organism in Eukaryota, Metazoa, Nematoda, Chromadorea, Rhabditida, Trichostrongylidae. The record is from the annotation of a GenBank genome assembly.
AUGCAUGCGCCUCAAAUCAGUCGCCCGAUUGUCGCGAUGAAGUCGGCCGCUAGCCUGCUUCUACUCGCGCUUGUCGUCACACAGGCACAUGCCACUCUCUUUCAUUGGGAUAAUGAGUAUCAAAGGAUAAAUAGACGUCAACAUCACGAAUGGAUGACUAAUGAACAACUUGCUGAGAUCGAGCCGGUAGCUUCGGAUGAAGAAAUCGAAGAGCUCAGGGAAAUCGAACGAAGUGGAGACAAGCAUCGCCUCGUUUCGAAAAUCGAGUCCUACAAAAUGCGACUUCCCAGAGACAUCCAGGAACAAGAUGGGUACUGGAAUCGAUGCUACAGACUACUGGGAGCUGUUCCGCGUAGACGUCGUGACCUCGACAAGAACUUCGACGACUUCACCGGAUGGAUGACAGAUGAGCAGAAGAAAACGGUGAGCGACAUGAAGGAUUCCGGCAAGUCGUAUGAUGAACUUCGUCAGAAGACGAUCGAGUUUUUCGAAGCGCUCCCUGCAGAACGACAAAAAACCCUCAAGGAGGAGUUCAAGGGAAAGUGCAAGGCAUUUUUCAAAAAGAUCGCCACUGAAGAAGAGAUGCAGAAAAUGAAAGCCCUGCAUGAAAGUGGCAGUACUGACGAGGUGCGCACAAUUGUCAAGGAGGUGAUUGGGCGCCAAACUGGAGACGACAAGGUAUUGGCAGUGAAAAUGGAAGCGGUAAGUUGA